AGCGCGCCGUAUUCUUGGCGCCUUUGUAGACAGCCGGCCGUUCAGUUCGUCGCGUGUCGUGGGAGCAUGAAGGUCGGUGUGACAUCGGCCGCUGUGGGCCCGACCGCGCUGACGCUGCAAUACCACGCGACCAAGUUUGACAUUUGGGCGCUGGGCAUCACGAUGGUGCUGGGCGGACAGCUCUUCUCGUGGAACACGGGGCUCCUCGCGGGCAUUCUGAGCAAUGCAGUAGCUAUCCUCGUGCUCGGAGUCGGGUACGUCUGCCUCGUCUUGUCCAUGGCCGAAAUGACGUCGACGCUCGCUUUUUCCGGUGGCGCGUACGGCCUCACGCGCUGUUCGAUUGGCUUUUACGCUGGGUGGGUCAUUGGCUGCUGCGAAGCGCUCGAGUACAUGGCGUACACGGCGAGUGCGGUCCUCACGCUAAGCGACAUGUUGUACAUUGCAUUUCCGACGCUCCAUCCCGACAUGGCGCCCUUGUUGUGGCUCUCGACCUACGGCGUUUGCAACGUGCUCUUAGCGAGCAGCGAUCGGGUGUUUUGGCUCGUGAACCGCUUCCUAGCGCUUCUCUCGCUCGGGUUGGUACUCGUCUACCUCGGCGGCGCCUACUCGCUCAGUGAGUUUUCCCGCCGCGUCUCGAGCGACGACAACCGGCUCAUCGUGGGUGGCGGACUCGAGUUCCUUCGCCGCCUUCCGUCCGCUGCGUGGUUCUUUGUCGGCAUUGAAGCGCUCAGCACCGUCUGCAACGUGGUGCCGGCGCCCAAGGAGGUCAUUCCUAUAGGGCAAGUGGCGUGCGUGCUCACGCUCUUCGCACUCGCGGUGCUCGUGUUUGUUGCCGCCAUCGGCGUCGCGCCCGAUGUGAUCAGCAUGACGACCGACGUCGCUGUGCUCUCCCGCGGCUACGAGCGCAUGCUGCACGUGUCGGCGGCCGACGCCAUGAUGCUCUCGAUCCCAGCGACAUUUGCGACCAUCUUUGGCUUUGUCCUUGCCUACUCCAACAUCCUCGCGGCGAUGGCGAGCUCGUGCCUCUUGCCUUCUGUGCUCACGAGGCAGUUUGGGCCGAGCCACACCCACCCGAUCGCAACGCUGCUCGGGUCGCUUCUCGGGUUUGGCAUGUGUUUUCUCGUCCGCGCGUUUGAGACGCUGCGCGACGAGCUCUUCAACAUUGGCAUGGUGUUUGCGUUCACAGCGUACGCAGCCCAGUGCGUCGGGUACAUGUACCUCAAGCAGCGCUUCGCCCACCUCCCGCGCACGUUUCGCAGUCCCUUGGGUGUGCACGGCGCCCUUCUCUCGCUGAGCAUUUGGCUCGUCAACAUCGUGUCGGUCCUCGGCUUUCAAGACAACGUCGCGUACAAGCUCCAAGUGCUCGCGGGCGUGCUCCUGCUGCAGAGUAUCUACUACCAUCUGUACGCCAAGCACAAGCAGCAAAUGUCGGACGACGAGCGCAAGGUACUCUUCUUUGCCCACGUCGCCAACGCCAACGAUGCCAAGAGAAAGAUGCACCGCAAAAGCCGCAGCCGGGUGUCGUCGACGAUCGAACGCGCGGCUGGCGUCCUACGACGCAUAAUCGAGCGGCCCCACGCACGCAGUAAAGUAAGCGUCAUCGGACCCGCUGCACGACAUAGUAUCAGCGCCAUACCCUGCAAAAAGGGACGCCAGUAGCUUUUUGCCAGGAAUGUAGUUUACACUAUCUCGAAUCGAGGAUCGCGUCCUCUUGCUUCAGUAAGCUUCAAGACGCGCGCUCUCC
This is a messenger RNA of Saprolegnia diclina VS20, 1744 nucleotides long. RefSeq lists its product as hypothetical. Gene Ontology annotation, molecular function: transmembrane transporter activity. The coding region runs from base 67 to 1659 and encodes 530 amino acids. The record is from RefSeq and is a predicted model, not a curated record. NCBI's taxonomy places the organism in Eukaryota, Oomycota, Saprolegniomycetes, Saprolegniales, Saprolegniaceae. The transcript has 3 exons. Gene Ontology annotation, cellular component: membrane. Gene Ontology annotation, biological process: transmembrane transport.